AUGACAUCUAAACCUACCUUCAUCCUUGUAAUUGGAGCCUGGCACACGGCCGAUACUUGGGGAAAGGUAGUCUCGGGACUCGCUACCCACGGCUAUAAAUCUACUGCCGUGACCCUCCCCACGACAUUGGGUUCGGCUUCUGCCAGCUAUACUGACGAUGUUGCUGCUGUGAGGGAAGCCAUCGUCGAAGAAACUUCCCAAGGCGGCAAUGUCGUGGUUGUUGUACACUCCUAUGGCGGCGCCGUCGGCAGCAGUGCACUGAAGGGUUUGACCAAGGCUUCUUCCCCCGAUCCUGGCUCUGGGGUCGUCAUAGGUUUUUUUAUGAUUGCCACCGGUUUCAUGCUCACGGGAGCCGUCUUCUUGGAUAGGGUCGGCGGCAAGCCGCUGCCAUUUUGGGAGGAGGAAUCGGAUCCAGGCUUCGCUCUUGUCCGUGUCCCGGCAGACGACCUGUUCUACCACGACCUCCCCAAGGAAGAGGCUGAUUACUGGGUCGGCCGACUCCAGAAACACUCUACAAGGGCCUUUACAGAGGGGGCUGAUAUCUCGUAUGCCGGUUGGUUGGAAGUUCCGGUGUGGUAUCUCGUCACAACUGGCGACAAGGCUCUUCCUGCCGAGGCGCAGCGGGCGUUUAUCAAGGAAGCCAUUGAUGCCGGCGGCAAUGUGACGAUUCGGGAGAUUGAAACGAGCCACUCGCCCAUGCUCAGUAAGCCAGACGAGACCGUUGGUUUCAUAUUAGAAGCCACCGCUGCCUUUUUGAAGUAG
This is a messenger RNA of Clonostachys rhizophaga, 762 nucleotides long. The record is from the annotation of a GenBank genome assembly. Lineage: Eukaryota; Fungi; Ascomycota; Sordariomycetes; Hypocreales; Bionectriaceae.